This is a messenger RNA of Striga hermonthica, 309 nucleotides long. Lineage: Eukaryota; Viridiplantae; Streptophyta; Magnoliopsida; Lamiales; Orobanchaceae. The record is from the annotation of a GenBank genome assembly.
AUGGAUUCGAGGAAAAGGAUCUCCAAAGAUACGGCCAAACCAGGAAGAAUUUCGUGCCGCACAAACCGACGCCUCCGAAAAUCCUCCGGCUGCCCCAAGGUUGGCGGUGGCGCGUGCGAUAUCACAGACAAGCUAGAGGCCCUGAAAAGCCUCAUUCCUUCCGAGAAUAGUGAAAUAGACACGGCGCUGCUCUUCCAAGAGACGGCGGACUACAUUGUUCGUCUCAAAACUCAGGUGGGAAAAUGGGUGCUGCAAAUUAAUGUAAUAUUUCAAUUUAUUGUUUGUUGUGAUGUUGCAUUGAUAAAUUAA